UCGCAAUCGGGUAAUCUGAAGACACACAUGAGAACUCACACGGGAGAGAAACCUUAUAAGUGCGAUCUGUGUGAUGCUACCUUCGCACAACCAGGUAAUCUGAAGACACACAUGAGAACUCACACGGGAGAGAAAGCACAAUCAGGUAAUCUGAAGACACACAUGAGAACUCACACGGGAGAGAAAACGGGAGAGAAACCGUAUAAGUGUGAGCUGUGUGAUGCUACCUUCUCACUAUCAGGUAAUCUGAAGACACACAUGAGAACUCACACGGGAGAGAAACCGUAUAAGUGCGACCUGUGUGAUUCUACCUUCUCACUAUCAGGUAAUCUGAAGACACACAUGAGAACUCACACGGGAGAGAAACAAUAUAAGUGCGAGCUGUGUGAUGCUACCUUCUCACUAUCGGGUAAUCUGAAGACACACAUGAGAACUCACACGGGAGAGAAACUGUGUGAUGCUACCUUCUCCCGCUCGGACCAUGUGAAAAUACACCUAAGAACUCACACUCAAGAGAAACCGUAUAGGUGCGAGCUGUGUGAUGCUACCUUCUCACAAUCGGAUUAUCUGAAGACACACCUUAGAACUCACACGGGAGAGAAACCAUAUAAGUGCGAUAUGUGUGAUGCCGCUUUCUCAGAUUUGAGUGCUUUGAAAAGACACAUGAGAACUCACACGGGAGAGAAACCAUACAAGUGCGAUCUGUGUAAUGCUACCUUCGCACAAUCGGGUACUCUGAAGACACACAUGAGAACUCACACGGGAGAGAAAUCAUAUAAGUGCGAUCUGUGUGAUGCCGCCUUCUCAGAUUCGAGUGCUCUGAAGUCACACAUAAGAAGUCACACGGGAGAGAAACCGUAUAAGUGUGAUCUGUGUGAUGCCGCCUUCUCAACAUCGGGUGCUCUGAAGCCACACAUGAGAAUUCACACGGGAGAGAAACCGUAUAAGUGCCAGCUGUGUGAUGCUGCCUUCAUACAAUCGGGUUCACUGAAGGUACACAUGAGAUCUCACACGGGAGAGAAACCAUAUAAGUGCGAUCUGUGUGAUGCUACCUUCUCCCGCUUG
Priapulus caudatus is the source of this 1065-nucleotide messenger RNA. Its product is annotated as zinc finger protein 235-like. The record is from RefSeq and is a predicted model, not a curated record. Gene Ontology annotation, biological process: regulation of transcription by RNA polymerase II. The annotation marks the transcript as partial. Gene Ontology annotation, molecular function: RNA polymerase II cis-regulatory region sequence-specific DNA binding; DNA-binding transcription factor activity, RNA polymerase II-specific. NCBI's taxonomy places the organism in Eukaryota, Metazoa, Priapulida, Priapulimorpha, Priapulimorphida, Priapulidae. The transcript has 7 exons.